This is a messenger RNA of Bombus pyrosoma, 697 nucleotides long. RefSeq lists its product as uncharacterized. Lineage: Eukaryota; Metazoa; Arthropoda; Insecta; Hymenoptera; Apidae. Gene Ontology annotation, cellular component: plasma membrane. The record is from RefSeq and is a predicted model, not a curated record. Gene Ontology annotation, biological process: detection of chemical stimulus involved in sensory perception of smell; sensory perception of smell. The coding region runs from base 44 to 376 and encodes 110 amino acids. The transcript has 3 exons. Gene Ontology annotation, molecular function: odorant binding; olfactory receptor activity.
UGACGUCCUCGAGAAAUGUUGCCGGAAUUUGUACUUGAUUACGAUGGUGUUGAAUGCAGUCAUUCUCAGCGUAACAGCUGUUGAAGUAAUUGUGUUCUUGGACCGACCGGCAGAAGCCAUCAGGGCUAUUGUCUAUCUUAUAGCACAACAAUUUCAUUUAUACAUGUUUAGUCUACCAGGGCAAACAUUACUAGAUCAAAGCGUAGAAUUGGCCGAUAAAAUAUAUGACUCGGAUUGGUAUAAAAUACCGAUAAAAGCUCAAAAAGUAUUUUACCUAAUGCAAGUGAGGUCCAACAAACCGUGUAUAUUGACAGCAGCGGGGAUAUACGAGAUGAACAUUGAAAGUUUUGGAAUAGUACGUAAUAAUGGAAAUUAAUAAAAGUAUCAUGUUAUAAUAAUUUAAGCGGGUGUUAGUAAUAAUAAUUCUUUAAUUUCAAGACUGUUAAAACUUGUAUGUCGUAUUUCACCAUGUUCUUGUCACUGAGAGAAUAAUCGUUCGUACCUACUCGAAAAUAUUCGUUUCUAGUAAUUUUAUGGUUUAAUGACAACCCAAUCUUACAUUUUCUAAGAGUUAUGUCAAUGUUAUAUGAUUAUGAUUACUUUCUGAAUGGAAGAAAGACAUAAAUUAUUGAAAUAAAAUGAUAUACUUUACCAAGUACAUCAAUAAAUUAUUAUAUACUGGUUCAAUAAAAUUUUU